Molecule: messenger RNA, 3753 nt
Organism: Caenorhabditis briggsae
Lineage: Eukaryota; Metazoa; Nematoda; Chromadorea; Rhabditida; Rhabditidae
Gene: Cbr-sec-16
Product: Protein CBR-SEC-16
Exons: 11
Coding region: 1-3753 (1250 amino acids)
Biological process (GO): autophagy; Golgi organization; COPII vesicle coat assembly
Cellular component (GO): endoplasmic reticulum exit site; ER to Golgi transport vesicle membrane
Source: RefSeq, a predicted model, not a curated record
AUGGAUUUCGAGCAGAGAAUGAGAAGAUAUAAGAUCGAUUCGAUGAAAUAUGACCAACGAGUGAAUGGAGUUUCUGGCUUCAAAAUGAACGACUGGCAUCAACCAUAUUCAGCUUCAUCGCCUUCUUCUAGAAAUGGAGAGGACGAUGCUUCAUCGGUGACGCAUUCAAGACCCCCACGUCGUAGCCGAUUGGACAAGGAUCUUCCAACGGCACGAGGUCCGAUGAUUAUCCAACCAGCGCCUCAUAAUUCUCGAAAAGUUGUUAAUAAACAUGGAAUGUCUAAUGGAGGCUCCAGAACACAUAACUCGACUUUUAACGGAUACGAUAAACGAUAUUACCAUAACUCCUCUCGUGGGCCUAAUGAAAGUUUCUCUGGAAUUUACCCACGAUCUGGAAACGUUUCGGGCUAUGCUAGUGACUUUAUGAACAGUCGGAUUGGAGCUGGACUCUUACCGAACAAUAUGAACGAAUCUCUGCGAAGACCCAGAUCAUCUAUUGCUGAAAAGUACACUAAUGCUCCACGUAACGGGUUUGGAGGCUAUGAUUCCGGAGAAUCGGAGAAUAAUUCCGGAGAGUUGGAGGAUGAGGAAGGAGAGGAUGAAGAGUUGAGAACGUACAAUUUGGAGGCACGACGAGCGCAAGGUUCUAGAAGUGUCAGCAAUAUUUUGGCAGCGGAUCAUUUUGGAGAGGAAGAUGAAAAAUAUUAUUUCGGAGUUGUGAAACUUGGAUCACAAAUGGUGGAUCAUGUAUUCCGAACAAUGCCACCUCCAGAAGAAUAUUAUCGCUUCAAACCUCUUGAACGAGUCGCCUACAUCUUCUACUGUGCAGUUUAUAACAAACCAUAUAAGCGAGUUCAAGAGUUUCGAAAUAUUUUCAAUCGAGAAUACUUCAACUACGUUUGUGCUGGGGAUAGUGAGGAAACAGCUCUUUACAAGAUCUGUAAAUCCAUGCAAGACCAGCACACUCAAAAACAAAUCGAAGAAUCCCGACUGGCUUAUGAAAAAGCGCAACGAGAUGCUGCCGAGAGUGCGAAACUCGAUUUCAAUAAAGACCGAAUUAUGGACCCAGAGGACCAUAAAGUUGCCAUUUCCCAACCGGAAGAAGUUUUGAGUAAUGGACCACUUCACUAUCACACUUGUCUUCAAUUCGCCACCAUCGGAGUUGGAGGAAAGAUGGUGAUCAUCAGGCCAGCCGGAACCGUUGAUCACGUAUCUGGUCAUGUUCUCAGCACCACUAGUGUUCAUGUGGAUGACUUACGAAGUUUUCUGAAUUUUGACGAGCAGUCUGGAAAAGUUAUUGAAUCUGUGCAAAACUUCAAAGGGCCAUUGAUAGCUGGACAGACACCAACACAUUCUGUUCGCCUUUAUAUUCAACGACAAGUCGAUGCUCUGCGACAGAUGCUGAAUUCUCCAGAUGUUAAAAAAAGUGAAGUGGUAGAUGCGUUGCUGAUUUGGCAGUUAUUGGAAGUUAUGGUUCAACAGCAUGGAAGAGUCACUGGCCCGGAUAUUGCCACUUUGCUGACAAAUGCAUCGGAAGAACUAGCAGAAAAUACGGGAAUUGCUGAAGGAGGAGUGCUGGAUGCCCCACAGAAGUUAGAUGCAAAAGAGCGGUUCAAUAAGUUCCUGCUUGGGGGACAUAUCAAUGAGGCAGUGGAGAGUGCAAUUUCUGAUGGGCUCUACGCGGAUGCGAUGACUUUGAUCCGUAGACUCCAUCCGAAUGAUGCAAAGAAAAUCGAAGAAAUCGAAACACGAUUCAUGAAUCUUCGAUCUAUCGAUGAUCCAUUUGCCACACUUGUCGCUGUUGCUAACGAUCAACUGCCACCUAUUCUCACGAAUUCAGCAUUUGAUGACGACAACAACUGGAAGAGACACGCGGCGAUUGUACUCGCUAAUCUCAGCUCGGAGACAGCGAUGCUAACGAUUUAUCGUCUUGGUUUGCUUCUGGCGAGAAGAAAACGAGACUGCGCUGCUGACUUCUGUUUGCUCGUUGUCUGCAUUCUAACUGGAUACGAUUCGUUUAGUCUGCCAGCUACGUCGGCUACAGAAGGACAAGAACGAUCUAGAGAGCACAUUGGCCUGGUGCACAGUGGAUCUAGUUUGCUGAACAGAGUCGAUGGGUUAUCGGGAACGGCUGGAUUCUCAUUCACUGAUCUCCAUGCAACUGACAUCUUCGACUACGCUCUUCGUCUAGGAAACGGUAACACUGCUUCCCCACUCGCCAAAUCAGUUGACUAUCAAGUGUCUCGUAUCGAAUACGCCAAGAAGCUAGCUUCCUAUGGUGGAUUUGCGACGGACGCCUUCCGAUACUGUACUGAAGUUGCCAGAUCAUUGUGGAUGUUCAUUGGAGCAUUUGAUCAGAAUGUGUUGCUUGAUUUGUGUGAAUUGGCCGAGAGUCUUCAACACGUUGCAGCCACAACACCAGCUGAAAUCGAAUGGAUUGCUGCUAUGAGAAUGACGUUGAGUGGAGCGAUGCCAUCUGUUCAAGAGAAUCAAGAGAUACAACAACCAGAAGAAGAUCACUCUCUCGCUUCGGAAGCUCAAAAGUGGCACGACGAGCAUCAGGCUCCCAUUGAAAUAACGAAGAGAUAUGUUCCUAACCACCGUGAAGUGUCAGCUCCUCCGGGGAACUACUAUGAGCAACCACCAACACAGCAGCCGCAUGCCGCAACAGUACCUCCUCCUACAACGAAACCCGCGCUGCUGCCACCUACCAUAACGUCAUCUGAGUCUUCUUAUUUAACUACAGAGACUGGAGGAUCGAUUUCAACGGAAACUGUUGCGGUGUCUACGUCCAGAACUUCUACCAUCCCAGAGCCUACUCCAGAACCACCAAAGCCAGUGGAGCAACCUGUUCUGACACCACCACCAGUGAGGAAGUCGUUUAUUCCGGAAAUGACACCACCACCUGUUGAUAUCCCUCAACCAAUCCCUACACCUCAUCUUCCACCGAUGACCCCUCCUCCAAAAACUCAGCCACCGCCGGUAUCAGCAUCUCAGCCCAUCCCAAUGGCCACAAAAAAAAUAGAUGCUGAUAUUGCGAUGAGUCCCAGAUCGGAGUUAGAUGACUUGUGGGGUGCAGCACCUCCAUCCAUCUCUCAACCGAUGUACCAGCCAAUGCCAGUCAUUAAAACACCGCCUGCUCCGGUUCCUUCAACACCACCAGCAAUGUCAUCGGCCCCACCUCGAACCCAUGGUCAACCUUCAGUGCCGAAUACCAAGACUGCCAUUCCACCGUCACCUGAAAAACCACAACAACCACAGGAGCUUGGCAAGAUGGAGAAGAAUAAUUCUGGUUCAUGGUUUGGUUCGAUCAGAAGUAAAAUCAUCAAGUCGAUUCCAUCGGCAAAUCAGAUGAUUCUUCCGGAUGACAAGAAACCAUCGAUUGUCUGGGAUCCAGUCCAACAAAAGUAUGUUGGUACUGGCGUUGAAGAAGAAGUCGUCGCUCCACCACCACCAGUCAUGUCUGCUCCACAUCUAAUGGGAGGAGGUGCCGAUUCGAACAAGUCGAGUACGAACAGUCUCCGAAAUGCAAGAAGUGGAGUUGGCUCUCGGUAUCUGCAGUCUGGAAUGGCUACUAGUCAAGCGCCGGCCAUGGAUACUGGGAUGCCUUCGAUGAUGCCACCGACAAUGAUGCCAUUGCCAACUUCGUUUAGCUUCAUGCCAGCAGCUGCUGAUGAUGACUCUUCGGAAUAUGUGGAUCCGUUCAGUGCAGAAGCGAGUCCAACCGCAGAAGAUGGAUCAAAACAAAAUUAG